Messenger RNA from Vespula pensylvanica (western yellowjacket), 864 nucleotides. It is a transcript of the gene Membrin, whose product is annotated as probable Golgi SNAP receptor complex member 2. NCBI's taxonomy places the organism in Eukaryota, Metazoa, Arthropoda, Insecta, Hymenoptera, Vespidae. Gene Ontology annotation, cellular component: Golgi apparatus; late endosome membrane; SNARE complex. The transcript is spliced from 2 exons. Gene Ontology annotation, molecular function: SNARE binding; SNAP receptor activity. Gene Ontology annotation, biological process: vesicle fusion; vesicle-mediated transport. The record is from RefSeq and is a predicted model, not a curated record. The coding region runs from base 123 to 776 and encodes 217 amino acids.
CUACACUUGGGUUCAUUCAAUAUGUUCAAUGUAUGUUUGUAGGUACACGUCAUAAGUUUAUCCUACAAUUAUUGCUAAAACUUAGUUUUACAAAAGAAUUUUGAAAUAAAUUUAAUCAAAAUAUGGAGACGUUGUAUCAUCAGACAAAUAAAUUGGUUCAAGAAACGCAACUUCUUUUUUCGCAAUUGGAAAAAAAAUCUCCUAACCUGGAUUUAAAGGAAAUAGAAAAUGCCAUAGAAUUCAAAAUCAGUCUGAUCAACAGUAACUGUGAACGACUAGAUGUACUUUGUUUAAAAGGAUCCAUUUCGCCUAUUUCGCCUUUCAAAAGACAAAAUGCAAAAAUGAGAGUCGAUCAACUUAAAUACGACAGCCGUCAUUUGAAUGCUGCGUUAAAUAGUUGGAGAAAUCAAUUAAUUAGAAAGCAACAAGAAGAAGCAGACCGAGAAGCAUUAUUGUCGCAAACAUUUACUGCGAAUGAUCACAUUGAUAUUAUGAUAGAUCAAAAUACACAACAUAAUUAUAGUUUACGAAAUGCAGUAAAUGGUGUAGACGAUCUUAUUUCGCAUGGAACAGGGAUCUUAGAUAGUCUAAGAUCGCAAAGAAUUACUUUAAAGGGAGCUCACAAACGUUUGAUAGAUAUUGGUAACACUUUAGGUCUUUCAAAUACAACUAUGAGGCUUAUAGAACAUAGAGCUCGUCAAGAUGGAUUUAUUUUAGUCGGUGGUAUGCUUUUUACAUGCAUAGUGAUAAUCCUAGUCAUUAUUUAUCUUACGUAGAAAGAGAGAGGACAUAAACAAUGAUAAACGUGUUUAUAUACAUGCUUGAUACACUCCAACAAAUAUAUUCAAUAUUGCCUUAUUUAAA